UUAAUACUAAUAGAAGGCGUUGAAAAAGAAAAAGAAAAAAAAAGGCGCUUGAAGUAGCGAGGUUUAUGAGUGGACAACGAAACCCUUAACAUUUCUGCUGGACUCACUCAAGCACUUGAAAAGAAGAAGACAAAACCCUUAAAAAGGAAUAUGACUUGUGUUGCUGGUAGUAGCACUCCCACGGCUGAGGAUGAUAUUUCCCCGCUUUGGAAGUAUGUAACGAAAAUAGACAAGAUAGGUGUAGGGGGAGGGAAUUGUAAAUUCCAAUGCAAUUAUUGUCAGUUGAUUUUUAAAGGGUCAUAUACUAGAGUUAAGUCUCACUUGCUAAAAAUACCGGGUCAAGGAAUUCGGGGAUGCUCCAAAGUGACACCUCAAGAUAUUCGAGAAAUGCAAAGAGUGGUAGUGGAUCAAGCUGAACCGAAGGUUAGAAAAAAUCCCCUUGAACUGGUUCCUUUGCUACUGCCACCGCCGCCACCGCCGCCGCCGCCACCACCACCACCGCCGCCGCCGCCGCCCCCUUUUAAUGUAACCUCAUGGUCUUCUAGUGCUUGUUCUGGCAUUGGGGCAUCUGCCAUUGGUUCAUCUAGGCAGGAGAGUUUAGAGCCAAAGAAAAGAAAGGCCGCAGAAUGUGCAAUUGUAGGGAAAUCGUCGACUCUUGAUGCUAAGGAACACUUAGAUGCUAUGAUUUCCAAGAUGUUCUAUUCAGAGGGCUUGCCGUUUCAAUUUGCUCAAAAUCCAUACUACAUAAGCGCAUAUUCUUUUGCUGCUGAAAAUCUAAUCAGUAAUUAUUGUCCCCCUGAUAUCAAUAUGUUGAAAACAACACUUCUUCAAAAAGAGAAAGCAAAUAUUGAGAGGUUGUUGGAACGCAUCAAAAACACAUGGAAGGAGAAGGGUGUAAGUAUCAUAAUUGGUGGAUGGGCUGAUGAAAAAGAGCAACCGUUUGUAAGUUUAAUGGCAGUAACUGAAGAUUGGCCAAUUUUUUUGAGAGCCAUUAACUGCGAAGGUAAAUAUGAAGAUGAAAAUUUUCUUGCUGUUGUGAUUAUGGAGACCAUUGCUGAGGUCGGACCCCAAAAUGUGGUUCAAGUGAUAACAAACAAUGCCCCUGUUUGUAGGGCUGCUGGAAUGCUUGUUGAGGCCCAAUAUCCACACAUUUUUUGGACACCGUGUGUGGUUGAAAGCAUCAAUCUUGUUAUAAAAAAUAUAUGUGAAGCAAAAGACACAGAGGCUAAAGAUGUUACAUAUGAUGAAUGUAGGUGGAUUACAACUAUUAUUGCAGAUGCUAUGGUAGUAAAAAAUUUCAUUAUGCAUCACUCAAUGAGAACAGUCAUCUUUGAACUGUUUGCUAAUUUGAAGAUGCUUGCAAUAGCAGAUACACGCUUGGCCACAAUGAUUGUCUUGCUCAAAAGGUUUAAACUCAUUAAAAGCGACCUUGAGAACAUGGUUAAUAGUGAUAGAUGGGCUCGUCUGGAAGUUGAUAAUGUUCAAAAGGCACAAUUUGUGAAGGAAAAAGUAUUAGAUCACUUAUGGUGGGAAAAGAUUGAUUACAUACUUUCAUUUAUGGAUCCCAUAUAUCAAAUGCUAAGGGUUGCUAUUGCAGAGAAGCCAUCUCUUCAUUGUGUAUAUGAUAUGUGGGACUCGACAAUUGAAAGAGUAAAUGUGGCUAUAUAUCAACAUGAAGGGACACAGGAAGAUGAGGAUUCAACCUUUUAUUCCGUAGUGCACAAAAUAUUAGUUGAUGGGUGGGAUAAAAGUCACACGCCUCUUCAUUGCUUGGCACAUUCAUUGAACCCAAGGUACUAUAGCAGAAUGUGGCUUGAUGAGGCUCCUAACCGUGUUGCACCCCAUGGGGAUGCAGAAAUUUCUCGUGAAAGGAACAAAUGUAUGAAAAGAUAUUUUCCAGAUAUUGAGGAGCGAACAAAGGUCAAUACUGAGUUUGCAAAGUUUGCAGCUAAGUAUGAUAAGUUUGGAGAUCAUGAUUCCUCGCAUGAUAGAGGAAUCAUGGAUCCAAAGAUUUGGUGGAUUGUCCAUGGGUCUUCAGCGCCCAAACUACAAAGUUUAGCCAUAAAACUACUUGGACAACCUUGUUCCUUAUCUUGCUGUGAGAGGAACUGGAGUACAUAUUCGUUUAUAAAUUCGAUCAAGAGUGACAAUUUAAAUCCAAAAUUUGCUGAAGAUUUACUAUUUGUGCAUACCAAUCUUCGUCUCUUGUCAAGAAGAAGUCCACAAUACAUGCAAGGAGAGAACAAAAUGUGGGAUGUGGGAGGAGAUGCUUUUGAAUCAUUCGAGGGUGCUGGCAUGCUUGAGACUGCAUGUCUUUCACUUGAUGAACCAGAGUUGGAGGCUGAAGUAUUUGCCGAUGCAAGAAAUAGCUAUGAUGUUGAGCCUAUUAAAGUGGGGUCCAAUGGAAGAAAAUUUUAGUUUUAAUUUUUAUGAUCUGUUUUCCUUGAUUGAAUGAUGGAUAGUGAAUUUAUGAUAGUGAUAUCUUUAUAUGGAGUUAGAUACUUUAAUGGGGUCAAGUACUGUUCUGUAUUAUAAUGGUUUUUAGAUGCAAUUAAUUUUGAUUUAUUUGUUCA
Quercus robur (English oak) is the source of this 2573-nucleotide messenger RNA. Its product is annotated as molybdopterin synthase catalytic subunit. Gene Ontology annotation, molecular function: protein dimerization activity; DNA binding; molybdopterin synthase activity. Gene Ontology annotation, biological process: Mo-molybdopterin cofactor biosynthetic process. The transcript is spliced from 3 exons. The record is from RefSeq and is a predicted model, not a curated record. NCBI's taxonomy places the organism in Eukaryota, Viridiplantae, Streptophyta, Magnoliopsida, Fagales, Fagaceae. Gene Ontology annotation, cellular component: cytosol. The coding region runs from base 151 to 2418 and encodes 755 amino acids.